AUGGCUACCCAAGACCGCAAGCUUCCCUUGGGAAAGAUUGAACCCAACUCUCUCAAAUAUUUCCUCAGCUGUGGUGCUGGUGGUAUUAUCGCCUGUGGACCUACCCACACGGCCGUCACACCCCUCGAUCUCGUAAAAUGCCGUCGCCAAGUGGACCCUAAGAUCUACACCUCAAAUAUUCAAGCAUGGCGCACCAUCUUCUCCAAAGAAGGCCUGCGCGGCGUCUUCUUCGGCUGGUCGCCCACCUUCCUGGGCUACUCUAUGCAGGGCGCCGGAAAGUACGGUCUAUACGAGUACUUUAAGCACCUGUACGGCAACCAAUUGUUCCCAGAAACCAACCGCACACUAGUCUUCCUAGGCGCCAGUGCCUCGGCUGAAUUCUUCGCCGAUAUGGCUUUGUGUCCCAUGGAGGCAAUCAAGGUUCGCAUGCAGACCACACUUCCUCCUUAUGCCUCUGGGCUCCGGGAGGGCUGGGGCAAGAUUGUGGCGAAGGAGGGCUUCGGUGGGUUGUAUAAGGGUCUGUAUCCGCUUUGGGCGAGACAGAUCCCCUAUACCAUGACUAAGUUCGCGACUUUCGAGGAGACUGUUAAGUUUAUUUACUCGAAGAUGGGUAAGCCUAAGGAGGAGUAUGGCCAGUUGACCCAGACUGGUGUCAGUUUCCUGGGUGGUUACAUUGCUGGUAUCUUCUGUGCUGUUGUCAGUCAUCCAGCAGAUGUUAUGGUCAGCAAGCUGAAUGCUGAUCGCAAGGCUGGCGAAGGCGCAAUGACUGCCGUGUCCCGUAUCUACGGAAACAUUGGAUUUUCCGGUCUUUGGAACGGCCUACCAGUUCGAAUUGUUAUGCUUGGAACCUUGACUGGUUUCCAAUGGCUCAUUUACGACUCCUUCAAGGUGUUCCUUGGUCUUCCAACCACUGGAGGGCACUAG
Messenger RNA from Penicillium soppii, 924 nucleotides. Its product is annotated as putative mitochondrial phosphate transporter Pic2. Bases 1 to 924 code for a protein of 307 amino acids. Gene Ontology annotation, molecular function: phosphate transmembrane transporter activity. The transcript is spliced from 5 exons. Gene Ontology annotation, cellular component: mitochondrial inner membrane. NCBI's taxonomy places the organism in Eukaryota, Fungi, Ascomycota, Eurotiomycetes, Eurotiales, Aspergillaceae. The record is from RefSeq and is a predicted model, not a curated record. Gene Ontology annotation, biological process: mitochondrial phosphate ion transmembrane transport.